UGUACAACAAAAAGACGAAUCUGGAUUGGAAACGGUUGCUAUUUCCCUCAGUGCUCCCUCUGAGAUGAGCAAGGAGAGCUUCAAGGAUAUAUAAUGCAAAUUGAUCUACGGAACUACCAGUGGGAGGUUAUACAGCCUGCUCUUCGGGGCAAGAAUAUCAUCAUAUGGCUCCCGACAGGUGGAGGGAAGACCCGUGCAGCUGUGUUUGUUGCCAGACAUCACCUGGAUACAAAGGGAGGGAAAGGCAAAGUCGCUGUUCUUGUAAAUAAGGUGCCUCUGGUGAAUCAACAUUAUGAAAACGAGUUUGAGCCUGCCCUCAAGCAUGCAUAUAAAGUGGCAGCCAUAAGUGGUGACAGUGAACUUAAGGAGCAAUUUGCACUUGCUGUACGGAAGUAUGAUGUAAUUAUCUGCACAGCACAGAUUCUCCAAAAUGCACUGACCAGCACUGAAGAAGAAAAGCAUGUGGACCUAACAGAAUUCUCUCUGCUGGUAAUCGAUGAGUGUCAUCACACACAGAAAGAUGGAGUAUAUAAUAAAAUCAUGGGACACUACAUUGAAAAGAAACAUCAGGGUGCAAAGGACUUACCUCAAAUCCUUGGAUUGACAGCAUCACCUGGAACAGAUGGAGCCAACAGUUUGGAACGUGCAAAGAAACAUAUCUUACAGAUCUGUGCCAAUAUGGAUGCAACUAUGAUAACAUCUUCCAAGGACUGUGUAGAAGAGCUAAUAAAGAGCGUCCCUCAGCCUGUUAAAACAUAUGACAUUACAGAAGAAAGAAAGCAGGACCCCUUUGGGGACACACUUAAAAGGAUGAUGAGAACUAUCCAUUCCUAUUUCAAUGUGCCUUCAAUUUCGGGGAAUUUGGGGUCACAGAUGUAUGAACAAUCGGUUGUGGAGCUGGAGAAAGAAGGAGCCAUUACUUUUGACAGAAAAAUGCGUAAUUGUGCCCUCCAUCUUCGGAAAUACAAUGAUUCCCUUAUGAUCAAUGACACAGUGCGCAUGAUUGACGCCCUUGAGAACCUGGCACUCUUCUACAGUACUGAGGAGAUCAGUAAACAUGCUCUUGAUCAAACAGAUCGGUUCCUCCUCAAAGUAUUUAAUGCUAAUAAAGCUGAGCUGCACUCACUUACCUUGAACCCAGUGUAUGAAAAUCCGAAGCUGAACACAUUGGAGCAAAUUCUCCUGGAAAGGUUCAAGGACUCAAACUCCCGAGGGAUUAUCUUCACAAAAACCCGGCAGAGCACGCAUGCCAUGCUGGGCUGGAUCAAGAGUAGUGACAAGUUACAGAAAGCUGGCAUCAAGGCAGAAUGUCUAACAGGGGCUGGUGUUAACAGCCAGACAAAGCAUAUGACUCAGCAACAACAAAAUGAGGUCAUUAGGAAAUUCCGAGAUGGCAUUAUCAACCUUCUAGUUGCCACCAGUGUUGCGGAAGAAGGCCUGGAUAUAAAGGAGUGCAACAUCGUCAUCCGCUAUGGUCUGAUCAACAACGAGAUUGCUAUGGUUCAGGCCAGAGGACGAGCUAGAGCUGAGAACAGCAUGUAUUCAGUGGUUGCUAAAAAAGACGGAAAGGAGUUAACCCGGGAGUUUACGAACGAGUAUCGUGAAAGUCUUAUGAAACGUGCAAUAGAGGCUGUGCAAGAAAUGCCAGAAAAGGAAUAUUGCAUAAAAAUUCAAGAGCUCCAACUGGAAAGCAUAAUCAGCCGGAAAGUGAAAGAACAGAAGCAUCAUGCUGUAAGAAUGGAAAAUGAUCCGAAAAAUGUCAGAUUUUUUUGUCGGAACUGCAAUGAGGCUGUGUGCCAUGGCAGUGAUAUUCAAGUCAUUGAGGGCAUGCACCACGUCAAUGUCAAUCCAAACUUCAAAAUUUACUAUACAGUAAGUGGAAAAAUAAAUCUUCCAAGAAAAUUUGAGGACUGGGAACCUGGUGGGACAGUGAGCUGCCGCAAGUGUGGUCAGGCCUGGGGGAUGGAGAUGAUCUACAAGUCUGUGUCUGUGCCCAGUUUAAACAUCAAGAAUUUUGUGGUUGAAUUGCCGAGUAUGAGAAAAACCUUCAAGCAAUGGAAAGCUGUCCCGUGCCAGAUGGAAGAAUUCAACUACGUAGAAUUUUGUUCAAAAUGCCUUCCAGAUCUCUUUGCAGAUUUCUUUUAAAACUGAAACUGGCUAAAUAUUUAUGAAAUAUCUAUGUACAGGUAUCCCCAAUUUUCGAAAGUUCGCUUUAAGCCACUUUGCUUUUAUGAAAGAUCUACCUAUUUUCACGAAUCAAAAGAAAUCUGAAAAGGAUUUUCACUUUUAUGAAAAAAAGCAAAAGUUUUCCCAUAUAAAUUAAUGCUUCUUUGCUUUACGCCAUUUCGGUUUACGAAAGGUUUCACAGGAACACUCUACUUUCGGAUAGGUGGGGAAACCUGUACUCAGCCACAGACAGGGUGUUACUGGACUGAAUUUGCAUCCUACAGCUUGUGGUAAUGACAAAAAUGAAAAUAAUCACGUUUAAUCCUAAAAUAUUUAGUUUCUUACCUAUUUAAGGAGAAGAGGAGAUAUGUUCUUUAAGAAUUAAGUUGCUGUUUCUGUUAUGUGGGACUAAUGGCAAUUGAUGAAUUCUUGAAAUAGUGGCUAAAUAUAAAUGUUUGUUUUCUUCUGUUUCUUAAAAGAAAAGCAUAAGUCAUUUUCAGGAUGAAGGUCCCUGCUUCAUUGUUCUGAGGAAAUUGUGGUAAACUGCUUAUGAGUGGUUUGUUGAGCCAUUUUGAAAGACAGUUACGUUAUUGCACUGUUCAUGAUAAUUUCACUAUUGUCAAGAUAUCACAAUGAAAUAUAGGGGAAUUUAAUAUAUUACUGUAAGGUUAUGCACUUAAUUAAUACUGAACUGUUUACACAAAAUAGCAUGUUUGAGUACUUAUCAUUCAUGGUAGCACAGGCUACCAGCCAAUCUGAAUAAAUUUCACAUUAUUAUUUUGCGGAAUUAGAUUUCAAGUGGAAAGCUUUUUUGUUUUCCAUGAGACUGUGGUUAAUGUCGGAUAUCUUUCCACUUUUCAUAUGUGCGCUGAAUUUAUCUUCUUGCUAGACCAAGUCUACUAA
Molecule: messenger RNA, 3069 nt
Organism: Hemiscyllium ocellatum (epaulette shark)
Lineage: Eukaryota; Metazoa; Chordata; Chondrichthyes; Orectolobiformes; Hemiscylliidae
Gene: dhx58
Product: DEXH (Asp-Glu-X-His) box polypeptide 58
Exons: 13
Coding region: 94-2145 (683 amino acids)
Biological process (GO): positive regulation of interferon-beta production; response to virus; innate immune response
Cellular component (GO): cytoplasm
Molecular function (GO): single-stranded RNA binding; zinc ion binding; ATP binding
Source: RefSeq, a predicted model, not a curated record